GGCAUCGUGGGAGGCGCUGCGGAGCCGUCCGCUCCGGGCCCCGGAUGGAGCCGCCCCGCCAUGGCACCGCCCGCAGCGCGCCUGGCUCGGCUGUCCCGCACCGCCAGCUUCAGCGCCUGCCACCGCCUGCACAGUAAAUCACUGAGUGAUGAAGAAAACCUGAAACUCUUUGGGAAGUGCAACAAUCCCAAUGGCCACGGGCACAACUACAAGGUUAUAGUCACUGUGCGUGGAGAGAUUGACCCCGUCUCAGGAAUGGUUAUAAACCUGACAGACCUGAAAGCGUACAUGCAGCAGGCAAUCAUUGAGCCACUCGACCACAAAAACCUGGAUAAGGACGUGCCCUACUUCGCUGAGGUGGUGAGCACCACAGAGAACGUUGCAGUGUUCAUCUGGGAAAACCUCAAGAGGCUCCUGCCUGUGGGAAUGCUCUAUAAAGUCAAAGUGUACGAAACAGAACAGAACAUUGUGGUCUAUAAAGGAGAAGAAACGAUUUCUGAGAGGUGAAAUGAGCCAAAGCUCAACUGGUUGGAAACUGACACCUGCUCACGUCAGUGACAGCAUCAGCCCUGCUCAUCUGUGUGCUGAAGUGAAGCCUUGGUUACGUACUGCAAAAGAACCAACCAACGUAAUUCUUCUGCCAGAAAUCUUGCAGCAGUUUGGGUUAUCACAAUUCAUUGAUACAUCUGCCUUUAUCCAAGACAUUCUGAUUUCAUAAAACCAGAUUGCUGAGCUGAUGUGCAAUCUGCAAUUGUACUAUGCUAAAUAAAGCAGCUCUCCAGAGAG
Tympanuchus pallidicinctus (lesser prairie-chicken) is the source of this 786-nucleotide messenger RNA. RefSeq names its product 6-pyruvoyltetrahydropterin synthase (gene PTS). The record is from RefSeq and is a predicted model, not a curated record. Bases 61 to 507 code for a protein of 148 amino acids. Gene Ontology annotation, molecular function: 6-pyruvoyltetrahydropterin synthase activity. Lineage: Eukaryota; Metazoa; Chordata; Aves; Galliformes; Phasianidae. Gene Ontology annotation, biological process: tetrahydrobiopterin biosynthetic process. Gene Ontology annotation, cellular component: mitochondrion. The transcript is spliced from 6 exons.